Molecule: messenger RNA, 2835 nt
Organism: Polyodon spathula (Mississippi paddlefish)
Lineage: Eukaryota; Metazoa; Chordata; Actinopteri; Acipenseriformes; Polyodontidae
Gene: panx3
Product: pannexin 3
Exons: 6
Coding region: 67-1404 (445 amino acids)
Biological process (GO): monoatomic cation transport; positive regulation of interleukin-1 production
Molecular function (GO): channel activity
Source: RefSeq, a predicted model, not a curated record
UUCAGUUACUUUUCUUCAUAGCUGGAUUGGGAUUCUGCUGCUGCUGCUUUAGACAAGGACAACGAGAUGUCGAUCGCUCACUCUGCAGCGCAGUACAUGCUGUCGGACUCUUUGAUCCCGGAGGGGAGCGGGGACUCAAGGCUCAAGGCACUGGCUCUGGAACUGCCCCUCGACCGGAUCAUCAAGUUCGUGUCCGUGGGGCUGCCCCUGCUGCUUGUGUCCAUGGCCUUCGCGAGAGAAGUCUCCUUCGGUCCUCAGAUCACCUGUUUCCCCCCACACAACUUCACGUCAAAGCAGGCAGGCUACGUGGAUACCUACUGCUGGGACUCACUGAUGCACCAUGAGUUUGACAGUGACGGCAACUUCGAGGAGCAAUCGCUGUGGGUGCACAAGAUGUUUCCCUACUCCCUGCUGGUGAUGGCAGUGAUGAUGUACACCCCCGCUCUGCUCUGGCGAUUGCUGGUAAUGCCAUGUCUGGGGGCUGACCUGCUCUUCAUCAUUGAUGAGCUCGAUAAAUCCUACAACCGCUCGGUGCGCCUGGCACAGUCCAUCCUAGAGCUGCAGCAGAACAGUCCUGAUCCUGCCGGCUUCGCAGCUGAGCUGCAGAGGGCGAAGCAAGAACGUUACUUUGAGUUCCCCUUGCUGGAGCGCUACCUGCAGGCCAAAAAAACCUCCUACUUCCUGGUGUGCAUGUUGUUCCUGCGCAGUUUCCUGCUGCUGCUCUUCAUCUCCGCUGCCUGCCUCUACCUCGUCUAUUUCCACCUGUCUGCCUUCCUGCAGGACGAGUUCAGCUGCUUUGUCAAGACCGGCCUCCUGCGAGACGAGCCCUGGGUUCCUGAGCUGAUCCAGUGCAAGCUCACCGGCCUGCUGGUCUUCCAGAUCAUCAGUGUGGCCAACGGAGCCGUCUACCUUCUCCUGGGUCCCUUGAUCUUCUUCGGUCUGCUUCGCCUCUUCUGCUGGGACCGCCGCUUCCUGUCUGUCUACGAGGUGCUUCCUGCCCUGGGCCUGGGGCCGAACCUGGGCUGCCCCAUCAACGACCUCAACGUUAUACUGCUCUUCCUUAGCGCUAACGUCUCCCAGCUGCGUUCCUACGGGCGGCUCCGUGCCGUGUGCACCCUGAGGGGCCCGCGGGGCAAACUCCGAAAGACGAUUCCCAGGAGCGGGAGCAAUGGAGAGGAGGAGGAGAAUGAGGAGAGGGAGGAGAGGGAGGAGAGAGCGGAGGAGGCGAGAGAGGCGCUGGAGGAAGGAGAACACACCCUGGUGGAUAUGAUGGGCGUGCUGGCCGGGAUGGAAGGGAACAGUAAGACUCUGAAGAAGCAGGAACCCCCACCAGAGAACCUGGAGUUCUCUAAUCAGCAGGGGUGCCCUGAGUUGAAGGAGAUGCCGUCAUGUAGUUAUGCCUAAAGAGCCUUCAACACUGGGACUGAGCCGGCAGGGUUGCGAUGUAAGGAGCUCAGGGAACAGGGGUGGAGCUGGAGGGAGCCAAUUGGACAGGGGGUGCCAAAGAAAGUCACCAAUACCAUGUUUCCACUGUUCAGGUGGACUGUACCAUAAACAUUCCCAAAGUGAAAAGCACACAUUCUUCUAUUGAUGUAAUGGCAUAUUAUGUGAGCAGCUCAUUUUAAAUUACUCUCAUACAAAUCCCAAAAUUUAACGUUGUAGGGGGUGUGCAGAAAAUUAAGAUUUGACUUUCCCUUAAAAAUAGUCAUUAAUCUUGAAAUUAAAGUAUGUAAUACCUAAGAUGGGGUUUCAAAACUAGAUUGCAUUGCAUAUCUGUGUCUGGCUAGCAUGCAAAAUAUAAUUUAGUAAUGUUUAAAUCAACACAAAGAAUGUAUUUAGCUUUCAAAGCAGACCAUACGAUUGACCUUAAUUUAAAAAGAAUUGAAGUAAGCAAUGUAGACGGUUGAUUGAUUUGAUACCAGGACCAGUUGAGUCAUUCGGACCAAACAAAAGGGGAUCUAUCGCUGGUGUUGCUCACAUCCUGGUCUGUGGCAAUCCAGGUGCAUCAGGAUAUUUGGAAGCAUGGUACAUUGGACAGAGCCCCACUGAAGAACUGACAGAUUGGGGUGGGUCACAUCAUUGAGAAAGGGGUGGGAAGAGAUUCAGGAAUUAUUCUAUUCUACUGGUGCUAAUUGGAUGAGAGGCAUACUUCACACUGAAGUACCGACAUAUUGUUCAGUUUACGAAGUUUUCAAGAGAUUGCAGAACCACAAAUUCAAAAUACAACUCGUGCAGUAUUUAUUGUUUUUGGCUAAUAUGAAGAAGGAAAAAACAAAGGCUGAAUUAACUUAUUUGAGUAUUAUUUAUUUAUUUUUAAAUAUCCUCCUGCCUUUUUUAUUCAGCAUACCGAACAUUUCUCAUUUGAAAUUGCCCGCGCUGCCAUCAGGCAGAGCCCUCGAUCCACACGUCCAGACUACUGAACAUUCAAGAUUUCAGGGUCCCAAAUAUUGGCCUCAUAUUUUAUGUUUUUGUGGUUUCAUGUAAAGUAAAUAACCUGGCCUCAAGACCGCAGAGGGUAGGUCCUUGUUUAUUUUACUAAUCUUGUCAAACAUUACAUGCAGUGUUGCAGGAGAACUAGCACACUGAAAAAGAGAUUAAGAGAUUUCCUGUGGUGUUCUACAACAUGUUUGUGAUGUUGCUCUGUAUUCAACUGUGCAUUCCCUGUAUGUAAAAUCUGUACAUAAGUGUGCUGCAUGAGAAACAUAUAUGGGUUGCUUUUUUAUAUUUUAUAUUGCUGUAACAGCUUGCUCUGUACAUGUCUGCUUAAUUACUGUGUGGCUGAAUGCAUGUGUAAAAUAAAACGAACUUACACUUCAAUAAAUCGUUUUAUAUUCU